ACUGUGUUAGAACAUUUAAAAUCAUAAAUUAAGCUACUACAUAAUGAAGGUAUUACUAAAACAUUAUGGUAUGGUUAGAUAAUAUUAUAGAAUAGCAUAAAAAUACUAUGAUUUAUGGUACCCAUUCAGAACCAUAUGCCCAUCAUCACUGAACCAUAGUAAGGACUGUAACUACAGGUAAUUUACUCUUCUUCCUUUUUUACAUUGUCUGCUGAGCCACAGUGUGUAAAAAUAUACAGUAAUGUUUUGUGUGUAAAAUCUGAAUGACGUUCAUAGCAGCAUUCCUGAACAAUCUGUGUUCCUCUCACGCUCAGUCUCUUGAGACAUAGAGAAAACUCCAGCUCCAGGAAUAGAAACACACAUACAGUUAACCUGAAUACCAGAAAUAGCACACACUACAAGAAUAGAAAUAUUUCCUCUGUCUUGUUCGCUGGAUUCCCGUAAAAUUGGCUGUGCGUUAAGAAUCACGCGUUCAUUAUGAAUGGCGGAAACUGGGUGUCAGGUUUAAACUAUGAGUACAACACAGAGCAUAUGUGACGCAACAUCUGGUCAACUGUAAUGCUAAUGUAAAAAGAGAGUCUGAAAUGGUAAAUACAUACACAGCUGCACAUGUUUAGCUGGACGCAUGUGGCUGAUCCUCCGGGGAAUUGCUGUGUGCUGCUGGAUGUAGAGUCAAUAAUAAUACAUACUGGUGAGGACAUUUCCCAGUGGUUCGUUCCAUUCCAGCAACUUAAAUAAAUCAUUGCAUCUUCCUCCCUUUUUUUCUGUGGAAACAAAACGUUACUCACAGCCAAAAUUAUCGGAAUCCAAGUAAUACAUAUCUGAAGAAGAUGUAAAUAUUACUUUUGCAAUAUUACUUGUUCUCGCAACAAUAUUUAUAGAGCACAUUUAAACACAACCAAAGUUGAUUGCUCAAGGUUGGGUGCUUUACAAAGAAUAAAAGGACAAAAAAUAAAAUAAAAAAUAAAAAUCACACUUUAAACUCGAGUCAAACAGAAUGCCUAAUUCACAGCAAACUGUGUAUAUAUGGAGUAAGGAAUACAAGAUUAAAAAAGCAAUGUUUUUCUUGGACCAAACAAAAUAAUUUUAGAGUUGUUUUCAUUUAGGUGUAAGAAAUUACUUGAAAGCCAUAACUUAAGUUUGUUUAGAGAGUAUACGUUAUUACGCCAUACAGGAAACUUAAGCUGGGUAUCAUCGGCAUAUAGAUGAAAAGAAACACUAUGUUUUUUGAAAAAUUGAAGCCAAGGGGAGCAGAUACAUGGAAAACAACACAGGCCCAAUGACUGAACCUUGAGGAACCCCACAAUCAAGAGGAAUGAUAGAGGAUGAGUAAUGCCCUAAUCAAACAGUAAAACAAAUACUUGAAAUACAAAUAAGAGCGAAACCACCGUGUUGUGGUCAACAAAGUCAAAUGCAGCCCUUAGGUUUGAGAUACUAUCUAUCUAUCUGUCUGUCUAUCAUUCUAUCUAUUAUUCUAUCAUCAAUAACAUUUUCUGUAUCUGCUUUGUUUGAGAUAAUAUUGUUAUGAGAUAUUAAAUUAGUUUGUUCUUUAUGUAUCCUCCUUUAAAUUGUGUUGUUUCAAUGCAUUUUAUCCAAACUUUUGCAAAACUCAGUCACAGUGUGUUCAUUGUGGGGGCUCUGAUAACUCGCUUGCAAGUGACACCACAAGAUAUGUACAUUACGACAACCUAACCACCCACAGUUGGGCAGUCCCAUGACUCACAACACCAACACCUGAAUAUACAAUAUGCUAGAUCAAUGUCUAUGAACCUGGUUCCUGGAAGACCCAACACUGCAUCAUUUGAAUGUGUUUAUUAACAGACACACCUGAAUCUACUGAUUAGCUCAUUAAAGGUGAAUUAGCUUUGUAAACUAGAAGGAAACAUUGCUGAUGUGCAGUUUUGGGUGAACAGGGAUGCUAAAUAAUGGCAGUGCCAUCUGCAAUGGUGGAUAGCCAGGAAAGUGAAGCUCUUUAUGGGAGCUUGCUGUGAACACAAAUCUCACUGCCACACCAUAGUUAGCAAAAUGAAAUGACUGUGAGAUUUCAAAUCUCUAUAUAUAGGUUAAAAAAAAUAAUUUCGACAUUUCAUUCCUAGUAAAAGGAGUAAAAAGGAGAUAUAACAGUUCAAACCAGUUCAUCUUGUGAAAAUGCUAUCACAAAGUUUAGAACUGUUGUUUUCUUAGUGUGAAGAACAUUUUAAAAAUCUUAAGAAGCUUUUGUGGAAUGCCAGAGUUCCAAUAGAUGUCCGGUGAACUUCAUGGAACCAUAUGCCAAUAAAGAACCCUUUUUUUGUAUAGCGUGUAACUGGCACCAGAACUGGUCUGUCUAGUACUUCUUCUGUCUAUCUAAUUUGAAACCUUUUGGGUUUAAUUCAUACAACUGCAGCUUUACAUUAUUACAAUAUUUAUAUUAUUUCCCAGAUAUUGUCCUCUCCAUCUGUUCAGCAUUCAUUGCUAUAUUAAACGUCACCACGUAGUUUCUGGCCCUGACUGUCAGUGUUGUAAAGCUACUAUUAACUGGCAAAAGACCAGCAAGAAAUUCAUGCAAGUCAUUUCAGCAGGGAACAUAUUUCUCUUUAUUGCACUGAUUAAACUAAUAAUACUACAUUUACUAAUAUUUCCAAAGUCUAUACACAGUAUGCAUUUGUAUAAGAAUCUACUCAAUAAGAGGAUAUUAAAUUGUUUUAUUAGUUUGGAGAGUUCCUCAACGAAGUGCAUCCCUUGGGGACAAUUCUGUUGUAAGACAAUCUUCUUGUUUUACAAGCUACAAAUCAAAGUGAAUUGUGUCGUAUCCCACCAGAGCUACCAUGUGAUCAGUAUGUUUUACAAUGACAAAUAUUUGUUGUACAUGCAUGUGUGAGACGGGUUUGUGUUGUGCAUGAGGUGCCAGCGGAGGUGUUGUCCCACCUCAUGCUGUUCUGCACUGGGAGAAUCAGGGAAGGAAUGGCUGAGGUGAUUCACACAUGAGUCAACAGCUAGCAGCUAUAUAAGCCUGACCACUCAUGGAGCCUGGUCAUCAUACAGACCUCAGAUCGCAAAGUAGGUAUUGCAGCUCUGUUGCAAAGUUGAAGACCACUCAACACAGGAAGCAUGUAUUUUCCAGCUCUUCUCUACCCCUGCAUUUUGGGCAUGCUUGGACUGGUUCAUGCCAUUCCAGUUCAUCAGGACAGCCUGAAAAACUUGGUCAAACCACAGGCAGAGACCAUUAUCCUCAGAAUCAAGGAUCACAAUAAGCUUAAACUAUCUCCAAAAAUCUUCAUUGAUCCAGAACUUUACCCUGAGGUUCCUGCUGAUAAACCCAUCCAAGGUCUUGGGUCUAUCGUGGACACCCUAACUACCUUCCAGAAGAUCCUGCAAAAGCUGCCCAAUGGGAAUGUGAGCCAGAUAAGCACCGAUUUGUUCACACUUCUGGGUAACCUGAAGGAUAGAAUGAAAUCCUUGCGUUGCACACUCAAGGAGCCAGCUAAUGACAGGUCACUGGACGCCUUCUUGGAGAACAACGCCACCCACCCCAUUACCUUAGGGUUCUUGGCUUUAGACCGACUGAAACAGUUCAUGCAAAAGCUGAUAAUUAAUCUGGAUCAUUUGAAAAGCUGCUAAUUUGGUAGCAUUAAAAUAUACUAUUUAUUAUAUUUAUUUAAAACCUUGUAUAUUUAUAGUCCAGAGCAGCAUUUUGGCAGAUAUUGAUAUGUACAAAUUUAUUCCCCUACAUCAAGCAGGGAAACUAAAAACGCUGUCGCAAAGUCAUGACAUGCCGAACAAUCUAUCCUUACUACGUAAACACUAGCAAUCUGAUGCCUGCACACAUUGCCAUGUAUUACUUCAUGUUGUCUGCAGGAUGACAUCAGCAUUUGUGGAGCGUGCUCAGUGAUGUCACUGUGUUUACCAGAAGCAACGAGGUCAGACUCUGCUGGGAAGCACAAAUCAUGUUCCCAAUCUUGCUGCAACACCAGCCUUGUACACACUCAGAAAAAAGGUACAAAGUUGUCACUGAGGUGGUACCUUUUCAGAAGGUAUGAAUAUGGACCAUUACAGUUCUAUGUACCUUUAAGGUACUAAUAUGCACCUUUUAGUAGUAAAUGAGGAGUGCCCCAGUGAUUGUUUCUGUCCUUUUUUUCCUCUGCGGGUAUCGGGGGUUAAGGGUAACUCAUAUUUUCCUACACAAUAUGAAUCUAUGCACUUUGAAUAAUAUCCUGAAUAUUGUUUUGUAUUUUGUGUAUUGAUGCAUUUUUAUAUAUAUAUACAUAUAAAAUGUGACCAAUAAAUAAAUUCUAUG
This is a messenger RNA of Carassius auratus (goldfish), 4276 nucleotides long. RefSeq lists its product as uncharacterized. The record is from RefSeq and is a predicted model, not a curated record. The coding region runs from base 3091 to 3600 and encodes 169 amino acids. Gene Ontology annotation, molecular function: hormone activity. The transcript has 3 exons. Gene Ontology annotation, cellular component: extracellular region. NCBI's taxonomy places the organism in Eukaryota, Metazoa, Chordata, Actinopteri, Cypriniformes, Cyprinidae. Gene Ontology annotation, biological process: signal transduction.